AUGGAAUACUCGAAUAUGGAAAACAAUGAAGAUGGUGCUGAGCGCCAAUAUCCCUUAUUACCAUCUACCAUGGAAUUUCCACCACAACAAUCAUCCGAAGAAGACAUAUAUGGUAGUCCGAAAAAAUCUUCACUUCCACAAAAUAUCAACAAUAACGACGAUGAAUCAGGCACUUGUUCCACGUAUCAACCAACCCUGUUACCAAUCCCAUUUCAUCCGAACUACGGCACAAUAAAUUCCCCUAUCAAUAAUCACAGUUUUAAUAACAGCAACCCCAGCAGCAACCGAAACUCUAAUAAUUCCUCAUCGAAUAGUAGCAGUAGUCAGAAUGUUGUUGAUAAUAUACUUACAAAUUUCACAAAUUCAUCACACAAUUUAAAUUUAAAUUCCAAAAGAAGUUCUAAUAUCAUAAUUCCUCAAACACCUUCUCCGGUCUCAAAGAGAAGUUCGAAGAGCAAUAGUUUUAACGCGGUUCAUCCUUACCCACCUAUCCCUAAUAAUAACCAUCCAAAUAAUUCAGACAAUCCAUCUUGUGGCCUAGAGCCUUCAUCAAUACGAGGAAACUACAACUCACUUCGCCCACCGGAAGACGGUAGUCUCCACUUAAACACAGAUACUAGUGACAUCAACAACUUAGGAGCUGACGAAGAAGGCGAAAAAAAAAGAAUUUGCGGCGGAUUUGUACAGAAAAGGAAUUAUUGUAUAUGCUGUGGAAUUUUGAUUUUGGUUUCUAUAAUUAUGAUACCCGUUGCUAUAUUCGUGAUCGUUCCAGCCAUAGCACAGAAUGUUGUAAACAGAUCUCUACUUCAAUUCGAUAAUGUAAAGUUAACUAACAUUACGGAAGACAGCUUUACCUUGAGUGUUUCUGGGAGAGUAACGAACACCGGUCCAUUGAAAGCAACAAUCUCCCUACCGGAUGGCGUGAACAUUUACUGGGAGAAAACGUUGAUAGGUCACAUGUCAUUAGAUCCAAUAAUCACAAUGCCUUUUGUGGGUGCCGAUAUACAAACCACUCAAACAUUCAUUGUACUUAAUAAAACUGCAUUUGCAUUGUUUAGUAAGUAUAUGCUAAAUGGAAAAGAGUUUACCUGGCAUCUAGAUGGUGGGGCCAAGGUUAACACUCUAGGAUUGUAUUUGAAUGGAAUUCGAUUGUCCAAGGAUGUUAUCAUGAGAGGGAUGCAAGGAUUCCCGAAUGUAACCGUAGACAAAUUCGAUGCUCCAUCCACAAAUCCGGAUGGAGGUAUCACUAUCGAGAUCACAUCAUCCCUCAUAAAUCCUUCAUCAAUUAGCAUAGAGCUUGGCGACGUAUUCUUCGACGUCAUCUUUCAGAAUCAAACG
This is a messenger RNA of Acaulospora morrowiae, 1338 nucleotides long. NCBI's taxonomy places the organism in Eukaryota, Fungi, Glomeromycota, Glomeromycetes, Diversisporales, Acaulosporaceae. The record is from the annotation of a GenBank genome assembly.